Blepharisma stoltei is the source of this 1181-nucleotide messenger RNA. NCBI's taxonomy places the organism in Eukaryota, Ciliophora, Heterotrichea, Heterotrichida, Blepharismidae. The record is from the annotation of a GenBank genome assembly.
AUGGCAGUCCUGCUAGAAACUUCAAUUGGAGAUAUUGUCAUUGACCUAUACCCUGAUUUAUGCCCCAAAACGUGCCUCAAUUUCUUAAAGCUCUGCAAAAUAAAGCACUAUAACAACUCUCUUUUCUACAACAUAGAAAAAAAUUACACAGUAAAAUGUGGGCAUUUAAAUCAAGAUAACUCAAUUUUUGGAAUUUUGCAAGGCCAAGAAAAGAAAUAUUUUGAGGACGAAAUUACUCCUGUAUUAAAACAUGAUAGAGUAGGAAUUGUAUCAAUGGCGAAUAGAGGCCCAGAUAUGAGCGCUUCACAUGUAAUUGCUAUUUAGUUCUUUAUUACAUUGGGAUCUCAAGGCCAAGAUUUAGAUAGAAAGCACACGAUUUUUGGAAUAGUUGGCGAAGGCUUAUAGAAUUUUCCUUUAAAUUGCCUAUAAGUUAUUUAUAAUAUGAAAGGGGAAAUUUAUUGAGACAAGGCAUAGAUAUUGUAGAAAAUUUCAAUAAAAUUUAUUGUGAUGAUGCUGGGAGACCGUAUAGGGACAUAAGAAUUAAGCAUACAUAUAUACUAGAAGACCCUUUUCCAGAUUUGCCUAAUUUAAUAGUCCCAAAUAGCCCUGAGCCGGUCACAGAAAGUGAUAGACUUUUGGACAAUGAAAAAAUAGAUGAAAAUAUUGACGAAAAACAAAUAGAAACCAGCAUAAAAGAAAACGAGGCGAAAACUCGAGCAAUUGUAUUAGAAAUCCUUGGAGACUUGCCUGACGCUGAUAUCAAGCCACCAGAAAAUGUCGCUUUUGUGUGCAGGCUAAAUGCCCAUACGACCAGCCAAGAUUUGUAUGUAAUUUUCAGCAGAUUCGGUCCUAUAAAAUCUUGUGAGGUCGUAAAAGAUUGAAAAACAGGUGAAAGCUUACAAUAUGCAUUUAUUGAGUAUGAAAAUCCAAGAGACUGUGAAGAAGCUGUACUUAAAAUGGAUAGGGUGAGGAUUGACGAGAGGAGAAUCCAUGUAGAUUUUUCCCAAUCAGUCUCAAAACUCUGAAAAAAAUACAGAAGAGGACAGUCCACAAAAGAAGGAAACCAACCAUAUAAAAUAAAGGACACUUUACACAAUGCAAGAUUUAAAGAGCAGAGGCACAAAAUGGUUUUUGAUGACUCAGAUAAAGAAAUCAAAAAGAAAAAGAAAAGAGAGGAAUAA